Molecule: messenger RNA, 4778 nt
Organism: Vespa mandarinia (Asian giant hornet)
Lineage: Eukaryota; Metazoa; Arthropoda; Insecta; Hymenoptera; Vespidae
Product: protein yellow
Cellular component (GO): extracellular region
Source: RefSeq, a predicted model, not a curated record
UUCUCUUCGUUUUCAUCGUCAGUCAAAUUGCGAACGUGUCCGCGCGCGCAACGUUCUAACGUUUUCUUUUUCUCUUCUUUCUUGCUUCUCUUUGCUAUACUUAAAUUUUUCUUUCGCUUCGCACCGUGAUCACGAACACGCUCAUGCGAGUUCAUUUUCCAAAACGAAUAAAGAGACAAUAAAGAGAGAAAAAUAUAGAGAGAAAAAUAAAGAGAGAAAAAUAUAAAGAGAGAAACAGAGAGAGAAAAAGAGAGAAAGAGAGAGAGUAAGAGAGAGAUAGAGAGAGAGAGAGGUGGAAAAUAGCCCAGGAAUAAAUAGCACACCGGUAGCUAGCAGUAAUUUGGUAAUAUUAUAGUAGUAUAGUACUACCUCUCGCCUCUCUCAAAGUAGCAUUACGGAAAUAGACAUCUUUUGAAGAAGAGGAAGAAGAAACGAAGAAAAUAGGAGUGUAAAGAAAGAAAUAAAAAGAGAGAGAGAGAGAGAGAGAGAGAGAGAGAGAGAGAGAGAGAGAAAGAAAGAGAGACUACGAGUUUACACACUCUCAAGGAAAAAUAUAAAAAUUCUUAACCAGAAUGAAGGGUUUGACUUUGUUAUUUUUGAUUCUGACGACUGUGGCAACGAUAACAAAGGUAGGAUGGUGUCACGAUCCCUUCCAAGUGAUAUUCCAAUGGAACACGAUAGAUGUGGUUUGGCCAUCGGAAGACAUGCGUCAAUUAGCCAUUCGAAAGGGCGACUAUAUACCAGCGAACAAUUUGAUAGCAGGUAUUAAGUUUUGGAAAAAUAAAAUGUAUUUAACGAUACCAAGGUGGAAGGACGGUGUGCCCGUAACAUUGGGUGUUACGUCGGCGACACCGAUCGAAAGAAAUACGGCACCGAAGUUGGAAGCUUUUCCUAAUUGGAAUAUGCAAAAGGUCGGGGAUUGUAAUGCCUUUCAAUUGGUUCAUAGUAUGGAGAUUGAUCCGAAAGGCCGAAUGUGGGUACUCGACACUGGAAGGCCCGCUGCCUUGACCGUGGACGUUAAGUCCGAGUGUAAGCCUCGCUUGGUUAUCCUCGACCUUGAGAAAAAGGGUGAAAUACUUCGUAGUUACGAGUUCCCAGAAGAUGUUGCCCCUCGUAACACGGCCUACCUCAACGAUAUAGUUUUAGAUCAUGAGGAUGGCGGUAUGGCUUAUAUAACCGAUAAUGGUAACAUCGAUCCUGGUAUUAUUGUUUAUUCUUUAAUGAAUAAUACAUCUUGGAAGAUCAGACACGAAUCGAUGAAGGCUAAAGCCGAGGCCGUAGGAUUCAUGGUUGCAAAAACUCACGUAAUAUUACCGAUUCACGUUGAUGGGAUCGCACUUUCACCGGCAAGCAGCAAGGAUAGACAGGUCUAUUAUUCUCCCAUAUCCUCCUUUCAUCUUUAUUCCUUACCUACUUCCGUUUUAAAAAAUAAUACGAAGAACAUAGAUCGAUUUGUCAAAGAACUUGGCCGAAAGAACUCCCAAACCGAUGGUAUGGCAAUGUCCGCCACCGGUGUACUUUAUUUCGGUCUUCUCGCCGAUGACGCCGUCUCUACCUGGGAUACCAAACAAUCGAAUUCUUUUACAACCGGUCAAAGGAUCAUAUCAAGGGAUCACAUUCACAUGCAAUGGCCCGAUACGUUUGCUUUUGACGAGGACGGUAACUUUUAUUGCGUUACCAAUUCGUUUCAAAACUUUAUCAACAAUCGCGUAGACAUAGACGUGCCCAAUUAUCGUGUUAUAAAAACACGUGCAAUGUCCAAGAGUUAUCAAUAUUUCGAAGAUGGUUCGAUACCAAUACUACCGGAUAUUACUGCUGGCGUCGGUACAAUUUCCUACUUUCUACCAUCGUUAUUAUUACCUUUUCUCCUUCUUCAUCUUCUUAAGUAAUUUUACGUCCAUCCAUCCAUUCAUUCAUCCAUCCAUCCAUCCAUCCAUCCAUACAUACAUACAUACAUACAUAUAUCCAUUCAUACAUUAGUUAAUCCAUUUGUUCAUUCAUCUUUUUUCGAUUCAUCCUAAAAUCCAUGCGUUCGAACGUGUAUAUAUAUAUAUAUAUAUAUAUAUAUACAUAUAUAUAUAUAUAUAUUCUUGGUCGAUUAUUCGACCGUCAACGACGUUUCGAAGCUCGGAUGAUCUCUUAUGGUACUUUUUUCAAGCAUUAAAGAAUUAAUUGAGGAUGGGUUUUAAUGCCAAUGGAAACAAAUAUCUUGACCUAUAUACGAUGUAUAUACAUGCAUACAUAUAUAUGUACCUAUUAACGAAGGAGAUUUCGUUUGAGCUACAAUCAUCGAUUUUACAUAUGAAACAAAAAUAUAGAUAACGGAGGGGAAUAUAUAGAAUGGACAAAAAAAGAAAAAAAGACAAAAAAAAAUAAAAGAAAAAGAAAAAGAAGAAAAAAAGGAAAGAACAAAAAUUUCAAUCCAAAUCGUGCGAAUAUUCGACUUCUUCUUUUUAUCUUUUGAAUAUAAUGUAUCAUAUCAAUUUAAUAUCAAUAUAAUGUAUCAUAUCAAUUUAAUUCUCUAUGCAUAAAUGCUAUGUCGUAAGAUCUAUGCUAGAUCAGGUUAGUAGAGAUUUGCGAGAACAAUAUGUGUUUGAACGUUGACAUUCCAAAAAAAAAAAAAAAAAAAUAUAAUCUCCCUAUCAACCAAUUGAAAUUUGCGAUAUGAGCAAUAAAUAAACUAUCUCACUAGGAAUCAGCAUUUUUCGUUUGUCUCGAGACUAACGACAUAGCAAGAGUCGCGACGCUUUUUCUCUUAAUAUUUUAAUCUCUGUUUUUAUAAUUGUCGAAGGGAAAAAAAGGAAAAAAAACGAGUAAAAUAAAUAAAUAAAAAAAAAAAAAGAGAGAAAAAGGAAAAGAAAAGAAAAAAUACAUAGUAACAAGGAGCAGUUGUAAAAUGGCAUUAACGGAAACCUGAAAUCUCUACGAAAUUACAUUUUUAUAUGAUAUGACAAUAUCAAAAUGAAGAAAAGAUCAAACGAAAGUUAAAAAAAGUUUAAAAACGAAGAGACACGAAUGGUUACAACGAACGCACGACCUCGUUUCACGCGUAAACUUUGACUAGAGGUUCGAGAUUAGAGAGAAACGGCAACGUUACGCGAUCGUCUAACGACAGAGGGAAAAAAGGGAAGAAAGAUAGAGAGAUAAAGAGAGAGAGAGAGAGAGAGAGAGAGAGAGAGAAUCGUGAGUAGAACUUAUUGUCAGUAGUCAAGAACAUUCUUCUUGCACAUUGAACGUGUGAGAGAAAAGGAAGAAAGAUAAACUGGCGUGGCAAGUACCCGGGUUACUUUGUUACUAUGACCCAAGCAGAAAAACAUGUUCGCCUUUAUAAUCAUCUUACUUUUAGUUGUAAUUUCUUAAUGCAUAUCUGUGUCAACGUAUUCGCGAUUUACGUUAUUCAAAUUUUUAUGGGAACGAUUCUGAUCUUCGACAAUAUCAAUUGUGUGUUCAAAAGCAUACAAGUACCUUUGAAUUUCAAUAGGCAUUAGAUAUAUCAAUGAAUGAUUCGUAAUCUCAUUCAAUGUAUGUUGAUUAACGUCAAAAGAGAUGAUCAAAGAUAUCUAUUAGAAUACAAAUUGACGAUUAAUGAUUAACUAUUGAAAUAUUCUUUCUUUCGAAUCUUCAUUUUGUAAUUCCAUCGACAAUUAUUAUUUAAAUGAAUGAUUAAAAAAUUAGUUUCUAUCAAAAAAAAAAAAAAAAUCGAGAUUAAUUAAUACGGAAUAAAUAUUCAUUGAAAAUAAUUAGAAUAUAUAUAUAUACAUAUGUAUAUAUAAUAUUUUAUACAACUAUAAAAUCAAUCAAAAUGUUACAAGACGUUAAAAUCUUUUAUUUAAAAAAGGAAAUAUUGCAAAGAAGGUUGUUCUAUCUUUCACUUUCUCGUUUAAAAGCAUUUCUCACAAUUGUGUUUGCCUUUCGAUACGCACAACGAUUCGCGUUCCACUUUUCUUCUCUCUCUUUUUUUUUCUCUCUCUCUCUCUCUCUCUCUCUCUCUAUCUAUCUAUCUAUCUCUCUUUCUUGUGAUAGGUACUUUAAAACGAAAAAGAAGACAUCGCCUUGCCUCGCCUCGUUUCAUCUUCUAAAUGAUGCCAAAGCGUGUGCAGGCAGGCGGACGCGCGAGGGUGAGGCUCCUCAAAUGACGAAAUCUUUCUUGUGAGAACGCUCUUGUAAUCUUUUGCAAUAGAUAAACCACGAUCCCACCCAGAGAUAGAUAUUAAUAUGAGAUAACGUUUAUACAAUGCAACGAGAUCUCACCCUCGUUACGCUUUACAUUAAAUUCCAUUUGAUUCGAAUAAACGAUCGAAUGGUUGAUAAUAACGCAUGAAAAAUCUUCUCAACUUAUAAAACUUUCCUUUCUUUCUCCUUUCUUUCAUUAUUUAAUUAUUUUUAUUCAUAUAUAGUACUUUGGAAAAUCUACACUUUGCGUAACCUUUACCAUAGAAACGUGAUAGAAAGUGAGAUUUCAAGAAAGCGUUAGAGACGAUAUAGAAACACGCAGGGAAGCACACGCUUACGAAUAAUCUUUCCUAGUUGUAAUAAUUGACUCGUUCAAAUUUCUUUUCUUUGUUUCUUUUUUUUCGCUUUUUUUCCUUUAACAACAACAAAAGAAUACAAUUUAACAAAUCAUAUUCUAUAACUAAACAUAGUAUUUAGAAAUCGCGUGGUUUCGUAGAGAUUCACAGGUGUAUUAAUGACAUAAAAAAAUAAAAAAUCUUCUUCACGUUAUUAUGUUAUCAUAAAAAAAAAAAAAAAAAAAAAAAAAAAAAAAAAAAAAAAAAAAA